CUAAGAUAUAACCGCGUUUUUUUUACCUUACGGAAUUCUCUCUUUCUUACACCACCACCCAACAAACAACCAGUAUAUACAUUUUAAGAGAAUGCCGGCAGCCAAUGCACCCCGCCAAUUUCGUAUUCGCGCGCCGUGUUCGUCUGCCAACAUUGGACCAGGAUUCGAUGUGCUAGGCAUGUCCUUGUCGCUCUACCUGACACUCGACGUUAGCCUAUACCACGAAGAUGCCACAGAGGCUUUUGAGAUGACCUAUUCGGGCGAAGGGGCCACGGAAGUUCCACUUUUACCAGAGCAAAACUUGAUUACCAAGAUCGCUCUCUACGUCCUUUCGGCGAAUGGGAUCUCGCAGCUGCCUCAGCCGCUCAAAAUUCACGUACACAAUCCCAUUCCGUUGGGCAGAGGUCUUGGUUCUUCGGGUGCUGCCGUCGUCGCUGGUGUUUUGCUAGGUGAUGCGCUCGCCGACCUUAAAUUGUCUUAUGAUCGCCUUUUAGACUAUUGCUUGAUGAUCGAACGCCAUCCUGACAACGUAGCAGCAACUCUAUUGGGUGGGUUCGUCGCAUCGUACUUGCGUGAACUUGAUCCAGAAGCCACCAAGGGCGUCCCUGAAUCAGAAACUUUCUUGGAUGACGUUGUAUCAAAGACAUACCCACAACCCCCUAUUGGUAUUGGUCAUUAUCUGCGACUCAACUGGAACAAGGAAAUCAAGGCUGUUGCCAUCGUGCCUAACUUUGAGGUCGCCACAGCAAAGGCCCGUGCUGUUUUACCAUCGACUUAUUCACGUCAGGAUGUGAUCUACAACUUCCAGCGUUUGGCUGUGCUAACUACUGCCUUGGGCAAAUCACCACCUGACGCCGAUUUGAUUUAUAACGCUGUUCAGGACCGUAUUCAUCAACCUUACCGCAAGACAUUGAUCCCGGGUCUUCCCGAAAUUCUGUCAACCAUCACACCUGCCAAAUACGAGGGUCUGCUGGGCAUUUUCUUGUCUGGUGCUGGUCCCACCAUCUUGGCCUUGGCGACAGGUAACUUUGAUGCUAUUGCUGGGGCUGCUCAAAGCGUUUUCAAGGAGCAUGGCAUUGAAAGUUGGUACAAGGUUCUUGAAGUCACGGAUGGAGGCUCCACCUGUGAAGAACUACCAUAGAACUGAUAAUAAAAAGAAUUUAUUAUUGGGAUUAAUUUAUUGUAAAAAUUACGAAACCUGUUUUUCUGCUUUAAAGGAUUAAUGCUGUGUAGCAUUGGAUGUGUAUACUGGACUUGCAGAACGCGAUAUUGUUGGCUAUUGCACGCUAAUGUUGCUGCUCUUUUAUAAUUCUUCAACGACUGACAUGUAUUUUUGAGAAUGUAGUAUGUAUAUAUUAUGUUCAUUCAAAUACUAUUCUUGUUGUUAUGAG
Molecule: messenger RNA, 1391 nt
Organism: Zychaea mexicana
Lineage: Eukaryota; Fungi; Mucoromycota; Mucoromycetes; Mucorales; Lichtheimiaceae
Product: homoserine kinase
Exons: 3
Coding region: 92-1141 (349 amino acids)
Biological process (GO): L-threonine metabolic process
Molecular function (GO): ATP binding; homoserine kinase activity
Source: RefSeq, a predicted model, not a curated record